GCGCACAUUCAUCAUGGCGAGCGUUGCAUCAGCCACGAGCGCACCAUCAUCUCAUUCUUACAAGGAGCUUGAGAAUAAUGUGGCAGACAAUGCCUCUAGCUUUAAGGCCGCAGACACAGUGACACAGUUAGCAAAGACCCAUAAGCCAAAACCUGACCUAAAUGGCCUGAUGUUUGGGACUGUUUUCACUGAUCACAUGCUGACCAUCGAGUGGAGUCUUGAGGAAGGCUGGCAAAAGCCGCAUAUCCAGCCUUUUGGGAACCUGUCCAUACAUCCAGGCUGUUCUGCCUUGCAUUACGCUAUACAGCUUUUUGAGGGUAUGAAGGCGUACCGGGGGCCAGAUAACAAAGUGCGUCUCUUCAGACCCAUGAUGAACAUGAAGCGGAUGCAGAAGUCCGCCCACAGGGCCUGUCUGCCUAGUUUUGAUGGUGCAGAGUUGUUGGAGUGCAUCAGGAAGUUGGUGGAGGUGGAUCAGGACUGGGUUCCUCACUCAGACUCUGCCAGUUUGUACAUCCGUCCCACCUUCCUGGGCACAGAGCCCACCCUUGGUGUGAAGAAGCCCUCCAGUGCAUUGCUGUUCGUCAUCCUCAGUCCUGUGGGCUCUUACUUCAGCACAGGAGCUAAACCAGUGUCUUUGUGGGCCGACUCUAAAUACAUCCGAGCUUGGAGAGGAGGGACAGGAGACUGCAAGAUGGGAGGGAACUAUGGAGCAUCUAUCUAUGCCCAGUAUGAGGCAGUGGAUUACGGCUGUCAGCAGGUUCUGUGGCUGUAUGGGGACAACCAUCAGAUCACAGAGGUCGGCACCAUGAACCUUUUCCUCUACUGGAUCAAUGAGAAAGGAGAGGAGGAGCUCGCAACACCACCUCUAGAUGGCAUAAUUCUGCCAGGCAUUACACGGCAAAGCAUCCUAGAACUUGCUCGCAAAUGGGGUGAGUUUAAAGUGUCCGAGCGCUAUUUGACCAUGGCCGAUCUUCAGCAGGCUUUGGUGGAAAACCGAGUGAGGGAGAUGUUUGGUUCUGGAACAGCUUGUGUCGUUAGUCCAGUUGGCAGGAUCUUAUAUCAGGGAGAGAAUCUACAUAUUCCAUGUGAGGGAAGCCUCCCUCCACUUGCCUGCAGACUGUUAAAUGAGCUCACAGAUAUUCAGUAUGGACGGACCCCCAGUGACUGGUCUUGUGUCGUAUAAAGGAACCUCACUGUUGUCAACGUACACAAGCUCUUCAACACAUUUUAAAACAUGCACAUUAUACAACAAAAGCUUUAUUUGUGGAUACAUGGAAUAAUUACCUGCCACGUAGAUGUAUUUUUUGUUUUGAAAAAA
Messenger RNA from Rhinichthys klamathensis goyatoka, 1318 nucleotides. It is a transcript of the gene bcat1, whose product is annotated as branched chain amino-acid transaminase 1, cytosolic. The record is from RefSeq and is a predicted model, not a curated record. Gene Ontology annotation, biological process: L-leucine biosynthetic process; L-valine biosynthetic process. Gene Ontology annotation, molecular function: branched-chain-amino-acid:2-oxoglutarate transaminase activity. Gene Ontology annotation, cellular component: mitochondrion. The transcript is spliced from 11 exons. The coding region runs from base 14 to 1183 and encodes 389 amino acids. Lineage: Eukaryota; Metazoa; Chordata; Actinopteri; Cypriniformes; Leuciscidae.